AUUCGUCCAAAACAAACAUACGCCGUGUUCGUCUUUUUAAAUCGGAAUAAGACUACGCUGAAGUGGACCACAUUUUUUUUAAACAACCUUAAGAUUAAUCAGGCUUUAUUGAGCCUUCACACGUCCGCUGUGACAUCGGUUUUUCUAUGCAUCGAUCAUCUGCGCCGACAUUUGCUGGUUUGUGUCAAGUUACCGAUAGCCUUUUUCUCAGCAACGGUCGAGUUGCAAAUGAUGAUGCCGUUUUAUCGAAAUUUAACAUCAGCUGUAUUGUUAGUGCCACUGAAAAGCUCAGGCCUUCCAGUUCGACUACUUCUGAAGUGGAGUAUGUCCACGUGGCUGUCACCGAUUCACCUUUGACUAAUUUGAUGGAUCACUUCGAUGUGGUGGCAGACAAAAUCCGGAGUGUUGAACUACAGCAUGGACACACCUUGGUACACUGUAACGCUGGCGUAAGUCGCUCUGCGACUUUAUGCAUAGUGUAUCUCAUGAAGUAUCGUAACAUGACACUUUUGGAGGCCUAUACAUUUUUGAAAUCUUGCCGGCCAAUUGUGAGACCCAACAAUGGAUUCUGGAAACAACUUAUUCAAUACGAGUUCAAGCUUCGUGGAAGUGCCACUGUGAAAAUGGUAUCUUCUUCCCUGGGAGAUAUACCGGACAUUUAUGAAGAGGACACCAAAAACAUGGUGCCUUUUUAAAAAGAACUGCGUACUUUAAAAAAAUAAAUUUGCCAUCAACGGCAUGUGCUACAAAUACAAAUGUGUGUAUCCUAGUACGAGUGUUGUAUCAUUAUAAAACAUGAUUGAACCUUACCGAAUACACCAAACAUUUAAUUUCACACCCCAUUCAUCUUUAAUUGGUCCAGCAUUCAAAAAAACAACGAAAGUUUGUAAGCAACAAGUUCUUUGGGAGAAAUCUUGUACAAUAGUGACAAAUUAAGAAGCAGACACACAGUUAACAUGUACAUAUAUUGGCACAGUCAUUAGUGUCCACUUGUUGUCUAUAAUAGACAAAACUGUUCAGACUGUACAUUUGGCAGUUAAUUCUAAUGUAACUAUGUGAAAUAAAAUGUCUUGCAUUCUGGAUCAGCAAGAAAAGCCCAUCUCUAAUCAAGGUGAAUUACAGCGUUUUGGGAACUACCCUAGGAAUGCUUAAAUGACUCAUAAUCCAUGCCAUCAAUCGCACAUCUUGUCAAUUAAAUCCUUCAAGAUAGCUUCAGUGCAAAUACUAAUAGCAGGCAACUUUUAAAUCCCCUCAAUAAUGGACUCCCUUUAAGUAAGCAAUAAAUACACUACUCUACAACGUUGGGAUAGUAGGUUCUGCCCAUUACAUUCAUUUGGCCAUCAUGGCAGGUUUCAAAGCACUGUCCUGAAAUACCACCUGUAAAGUAGGAUUUUGACCAAACCCUAUAAGAAAUGGCUUUGCGCAGCAAGACAGAAGU
This is a messenger RNA of Osmerus eperlanus (European smelt), 1438 nucleotides long. RefSeq names its product dual specificity protein phosphatase 18-like. Gene Ontology annotation, cellular component: cytoplasm. The transcript has a single exon. Gene Ontology annotation, molecular function: MAP kinase tyrosine/serine/threonine phosphatase activity; protein tyrosine phosphatase activity. Bases 147 to 695 code for a protein of 182 amino acids. Gene Ontology annotation, biological process: peptidyl-tyrosine dephosphorylation. The record is from RefSeq and is a predicted model, not a curated record. Lineage: Eukaryota; Metazoa; Chordata; Actinopteri; Osmeriformes; Osmeridae.